Ipomoea nil (Japanese morning glory) is the source of this 609-nucleotide messenger RNA. RefSeq lists its product as uncharacterized. The record is from RefSeq and is a predicted model, not a curated record. Lineage: Eukaryota; Viridiplantae; Streptophyta; Magnoliopsida; Solanales; Convolvulaceae. The transcript has a single exon. Bases 1 to 609 code for a protein of 202 amino acids.
AUGUCGACAAACUCGUCGGAAAGAACCAUCACCACCUCCAACCCCAAUUCGACCGCCACGUCGAACUCCUUAGCCUCGGCACAUCACUUUGUGUCUAUCAAACUCACGUCGCGUAAUUUUCUAUUCUGGCGUACCCAAUUAGUCCCGUUUCUCAAGGGACAAGAAUUGUUGGGUUUUGUUACUGGCGAAACGCCGUGCCCGGCUCCAACCGUGACCAGUCCGACACCCACCGAUUCAUCCUCCGGUGUGGCCUCGACGCAACUCCCGAAUCCGGACUACAAGCACUGGGUUCGUCAGGAUGCGUCAAUUUUGUCGCUGCUGGUGUCUUCCAUGGCCGACGAAGUCUUACAUCUUGCCGUCGGUCGGAAUACCUCUAAGGAGGUUUGGGACUCCAUAACCACCGCCCUCGGAUCCAGCUCCCGCGCCCGGUGUUUGAACCUUCUAGGACAAUUCCAGUCCUUACGACAAGGGAGUAUGACGGCGGCGGACUACAUAGGCCAGGCGCAACUCCUCGUGGAAGCCCUCUCCUUGGCCGGCCGGCCACUCUCGCUGGAUGAGCAGAACCUCUGGGUCCAGCGACGCCUAAAAACGACGUCGUCGGACAGUUAG